Molecule: messenger RNA, 894 nt
Organism: Stylophora pistillata
Lineage: Eukaryota; Metazoa; Cnidaria; Anthozoa; Scleractinia; Pocilloporidae
Product: transmembrane protein C17orf113-like
Source: RefSeq, a predicted model, not a curated record
AUGGUUACAGCCUACGUGGNAGGAAAUGCUACCUACCGAUCUCAUCAAAGUGUCGAAGAACUGCACUUUUUAGAAAACAUCAAUGUUCGGGAUGGAAAGGCGGAAACUAUUACCGCUGCUGUUAACUUGAUAAUGGAAAGGAGAAACUUGCACAAAGACAAAAUGACAGGAUUCAGCAGCAAUGGAGUGAGUGUCAUGAAAGGAAAAAACAAUGGAGUUUCAAAUCGAAUGAAGGACGAUAGUCCAUUUCUUGUGUCUAUCCACUGCAUGGCUCACAGGCUUGCACUUUGCACAAGCCAAGCGGCUAAUGGUAUUCUUUAUUUGGCAAAAUUCAAAGAGAUCCUUACUGCUCUGUACCACUAUUUUGACAAGUCUGCCCUUCGGUCACAGUCACUGGCAGAAUUUCAGAAGAUCUUUGAACAUCCUGAGCUAAAAAUCAAGGAAGUGUUUGAUAUCAGGUGGUUUUCAUUCUACGGUGCUCUGGAGACAAUGUACCACACUUGGCCAUCUCUUGUGGCCUACAUGGAAUCCCGACCCAACAGUGAUGAUAAAGCCUGUGGAUUCAAAAAGAGCCUGAAGGAGUUCAAUUUUGUUGCCACCCUCUGCAUGAUGAUGGAUGUAAUUCCUAUUCUCACAUUCUUGAGCCUUGCUUUGCAAAAGGAACAUGUAGAGCUUGUGUCAGUUCAGGCACUGGUGAAAUCAACUAUUACUCAAAUAACAGCUCUUAAGAGUAACAACAGCAAAUUCUUGUCCGAGAUUUUGCCAUCAGAAGAUGAUGUUUCAGAAGUUAAGUGGAGAGAGAACACUAUUAAAGUGACUGCCGGUGAAGUUCAACAAUUUGAAUCAAUGAAAAUGAAAUUCCUUGACAGUGUCUUACUAAAUCUUGAAAAGUGA